Messenger RNA from Schistocerca americana (American grasshopper), 2432 nucleotides. RefSeq lists its product as uncharacterized. Gene Ontology annotation, molecular function: ubiquitin protein ligase binding. Lineage: Eukaryota; Metazoa; Arthropoda; Insecta; Orthoptera; Acrididae. Gene Ontology annotation, cellular component: cytoplasm. Gene Ontology annotation, biological process: regulation of proteolysis; proteasome-mediated ubiquitin-dependent protein catabolic process. The coding region runs from base 209 to 2395 and encodes 728 amino acids. The record is from RefSeq and is a predicted model, not a curated record. The transcript has 4 exons.
GUUGUGACAGCAAAAUUACAUCGAAAGAAAUAUCCAUUAUUAAUCCUCGGAACAUUUAUGCCGGAAAUGUUUAUAGUAACGGCAACAGGUCUUUAUUUGUUUAUGUGACCUGAUAUCUCAGUGUGCCACUGACGCUGGACAAAACUUACUGAUAUCUGCAUUGGGGCAUCAAGCAUUAGAGGACAGACAUUGCAAACAUUCUCAAUUGAUGGAUCUUGUAAAAGCUGCAAGGCAUAGCCCACCUCAAGAUGAUGUCGGUAGGCUUGAUACUGUAAGUCUGUUAGGAACAACAACAUUACAGGCACCGGAGAAAACCAACUACUACUGGAGUGUUUGUGGCUUGAGUGCCUGUUCCGAGGCCACAGAAGAUCUUAGAUCGCCCAUUUUUUCUCAUCCAAAUUCAAGUAAAUGGUGUGCAGAACUGGAAAAUGAUGUUGGCACGCCAAGGAUGUGCUUCCGUCUCGUGGCUAGCGCCGGUUCGCAGCCUGUGGGGGUGACCCUCGGUGCUUCCGUUUCAAGUCGGGACGGUACGGAAUGCCAGGCAUAUCGGCUGCAGUUCUGCACUCUUCAAAUAGGCGAGAGAUCUCCUCUGCAGUGCAUUGUGGACGUGUUCAAUGGGGAGGACUGGCUUUUUGAAUUUGAAGUGGAGAUCGUGGAAGUCGUAUCGGAGAACAUCAGUCCUCCGACCUGGGAAGUCGCAGGUGGUCUGAAACUGGAUCUGAAGCGGUUGUGGGACUCAAAAAAGUACACAGAUUUCACACUGUGUGCUGGAGGUGUCCAGCUGGAAGCACACAGGGCAAUUCUGAGUGCGCGGAGUCCAGUCUUUGCAGCCAUGCUCCGUCACGAUACGAAGGAGGCUCGAGAAGGCCGUGUGGAGAUCACGGAUGUGGACCCGGAAGUCGUGUCGGAGAUCUUGCGCUACGUCUACACUGACAGUGUGCUGUUACCGAGUGAUAUAACAGAGAAGCUCUUGGUGGCAUUCGACAAGUACGGGCUCCCGUACGCAAAGUCGGAGUGCGAAUCGGAGCUGGCGAGGAAGCUGACAAUAGACAGUGCUGCCAUAACUGCUGCAUGUGCAAUUCUCACCUCGUCUUUCUACCUACAGGAGGUGUGCCUGGCUUUCAUUAAGACCCAUCUUGAAAAGGUGGUGGGGACCGUAGGCUGGGCAGACAUCAUUGACCAGUGCCCUGUGGCCGCAAAGAUGAUCAGCAAAUUGAUCUCUGGAGGAUCAGAGAGGUAUCACUCUCCACCUGCUACAUCUGGUUCAUAUUCGGAUGCUACACCAGGAAAUUCUUCAGCCUCAGAAUGUGUGCCAGAGCACAGCAUUUCCAUGACUUGUGAGGGCAUUUCGGACACUGUGUGUGAUUCGGGCCACACGUGCUGUGAAAGAAAGAAAGUGAUCUACGGAUGGACAGUUUCAGGGUUGAAUUACUGGCCAGAGGGCAGGGAGUUUGUGGCAUCACCUCAUUUCUGCCAUCCCGAGUCAGUUCGCUGGGAGCUAAGACUCUACAAACUUCGUGAAUGGGCAUACGAAGUACGCUUCCACCUGUUGAAAAGUGAAGGAGGUCGUAGCAUAAAAGUAGAUCUGAGUGUUAAGGAAAAAGUACGAAUGAAUUGCACUCAAAAAACAGAUUGUGUGAUUGACGAAGGGUCAGAGUCACAGCAUUGUUUCCCGUGCAAAUUUUUCCUUCAGAAUACAGAAGGGGUGAGGCUCGAAUGUGAAAUCAGUACGGUGUGCCUUGUACAGCACUGGGUAGGAGCAAUUAAGCCAGUGCGGCAGUCGAGUUUCGAACAGGAUCUACAGUCAUUGCGACUGUCGGGAAAUUUCGUAGACUUCAUAUUGUGUGCAGGAACUGUCGAGAUGGGAGCGCACAGAGCAAUACUGGCUGCCCGUAGCCCCGUCUUCGCCCGUAUGCUGCAGCCGGGCUCGGAGGUGUCGAAGAAGGGACGACUGGAGUUUCCGGAUAUGAAACCUCAAAUUUUAGAAAAGGUUCUGUAUUACAUGUACUCGGCCGAAGCAAAUAAUCUUUAUUGGGAUGCCUCAGUGGAACUUCUGGUGGCGUUUCACAGAUUUGAACUGUUCUUCCUGUGUACCGAGUGUGAGUAUUGGGUGAUCUGGAAACUCAGUCGGGACCGUUCUGUCGCUGUCGCUGUCACUGCAACUGCAGCUGUGUUUGCAUUGGAGAAUGAGCGGGAUUUUUUGCUGGAGUGGACUGUGGACUUCAUCGAAUCAAAUUUAGAAGUAGUGAAGGGCACCCGCGAGUGGAGUGAGGCAACUGAGAGGCACCGGGAAGCCGUGGAGAGAAUCUGCCAACUGGUAGAAGAACGACAAAGGAAACUUCAUGCUGUGCUUCAGUCAACUUUUCUGAAACUAAAAUUUUGUCUAAGAUGGUGAACUAUUAUCCACAGCUAUGUAGAGAAGCCAUUGAAAU